AUGAAGACUUCUCAGAUCCUCGCCAUCCUCGGCUUCUCUGCCUUCGCCAUGGCUCAGAGCACGAGCUACUCGCUUGCUCCCUCUCCAACUGAGAGUUACCUGUGCGAAGCACAUUUGGACCACUGGCAUUGCGAAGGUGCCCGCUCAACCACCGGUGCUGCUGGCGCUGCCUCCACCUUGAGCACCGCUGUUGCCGCCACCACCACUGCCACUGAGGACCACGACCACGAUGAUGAUCAUGACCACGCCUCCGGCACCGGUUCUCUUGCUCCCUCUCCCACGGAGUCCGUGGGAUGUGUUCCACACUCAAAUCACUGGCACUGCGAGGGCCCUGCUGAGGCCGCCUCUACCAGCGCUGGCAACGCUACCGUCACGACCACCACCGCUGCCUCCUCCGGCACCGGCGCCGCCGCCACUUCCGCCAGCGGUGCUGCUGCCACCUCUACCGACGUCCCUGCCGGUGCUGCCCGCGUCGGCUUCGGUGCUGCUGCCAUUGCUGCUGCUCUCAUGGCUAUCUAA
Molecule: messenger RNA, 519 nt
Organism: Colletotrichum siamense
Lineage: Eukaryota; Fungi; Ascomycota; Sordariomycetes; Glomerellales; Glomerellaceae
Exons: 3
Coding region: 1-519 (172 amino acids)
Source: RefSeq, a predicted model, not a curated record